Molecule: messenger RNA, 285 nt
Organism: Colletotrichum abscissum
Lineage: Eukaryota; Fungi; Ascomycota; Sordariomycetes; Glomerellales; Glomerellaceae
Product: CFEM domain-containing protein
Exons: 3
Coding region: 1-285 (94 amino acids)
Source: RefSeq, a predicted model, not a curated record
AUGGCUACAUUCAGCUUAGGUCUCUUUCUUACAGCCGCCAGUUCAUUUAGAUUGAGACUCCUCACUGAAGACCAUCCAGGAGCGUACAAUUUUACAGUAAACCUGCUACCAAUCUCUACGUGGUCGAUAAUUGAGAUAGGCGUGGGUGUUUUCACGGCCUGCGCGCCUGACAUCCGACAGUUCUUCCGAGUCUUCGUUUUUAGAUGGCGUGAUGAACAGGCCAGCUUGCACUCGGGGCCUAUUCCCGACAGGGCUUCUGCAGGCGCCGUCGAGGAGGUCAAAUAG